AAUGGCUUAAUUUCAUAAAGGUUUUACAUGGACAUAAUGUACGAGUACAUUGAAAACAAAAAAUACCUUCAUCAAUUUAAGACAAACGGUGACUCCUAAUCAAGGACCAGUUUUAUUGAAGAUUGAUACUGAGAGAGAAUUGAAAUAUACAAAUGAUCUAGGAUGGAAUUGGCAUAAGAGUUGGAAUAUUCCAAACAUUUCUGUUAAAAUUUCUUUAUAGAAUGAAGAAUGCACAUAAUGGAUCAAUUGCUAGGUAUCUUAUCUAAAUCUAAUUUUAGGUUUAAUUAAUGGCUGUGAAGAUGUUGUAGAAUGAUCUUUUUGAAGAAGUAGGAUUAGAAGGAAUAACAUAAUACGACAUUAUAGAUGGUAAAGCUUUCUUUUCGGUAUUUCUUAUUAACAAUUGUAGGGCGUAAAAUUUAAUAGCACAACUUACAAUCACUAAGGACAUAGAUUUCAGUUAUUAAUAUUACUGAAAGAGAAAGAGAACAUCAUUCUUGGGCUAUAAUCACCACCAGUUUUUGUCGACAGUAGAAAAAGUGCUAGAGAUGAACACAGAUAAAUCUAAUAUAUCCAGCCUUUCGAACCUAGAUAUCUAGAACGUAACUUCUGUAAAAAAGAAAAACACUUUAAUGAUGUAGUUGAUGCUCCAAUUGAAAAUAAUGAAAAUGGAUUACACAAUUAUUUAACAGCUCCAAAUAUUAGAAAUAAAGUAUAAAUUCUAAUCUAUUUUAGAUAAAACAUCCCUUAUUUAUGGCACUUAAGUUCUCUAGAUGUUUAAAUAUUUACUAUUAAAAUAAUUUAGAAACUGAUAAUUAUCUAAUUGAAUUUUAAAAACAAUUAAUGUCAAAAUACCAAUAAUCUCAAUACAUCAUUGUCUUUUAAUCAAAUAACAAUAGAAUUAGAAAGAAGGUAACAUUAAUUAUAUACUUUUAGAUUGAAGAAUCCUUAACUCAAUUAUUUGGCUAAAGUAUGAUAUCUGUUGUUGAAAGAAAAUAUCUUGAUGAAACCUAAUUUAAGAAGCUCGAAUUUUCAUCAGAUGAUUAUUCUUUAAUCUAUACUUAAUUAUAAGAGUUAAUGAAUUAAUAUUCAUAAGAUUAAUAUAACUAAUCUGUGAAAUAAUAAUAAGAAUAAUAAUAAUCAGAUAUGAAUAUAGAAUAAUAAUAAUAAUAAUAAUAAUAAGAAUAAUAAUAAUAAUAAUAAGAAUAAUAAUAAUAAUAAUAAUAAUAAUAACCAAUUCAAACUGAACAACUUCUUCAAUAACAACCACCUAAAAUAUUAACUCAUUCAGAAAGAAAAUCUGCAUUUACAAAAUAUCUUGAUAAAUUACCAACUAAAAAUUUCGAAGAAGAGAAAUAGGAAUAAUAGUAGAGAAUGGAAAAACUCAAUAAUAUUCGAGAAAUGGAAAAUUAUGAUAAAGUUUAAAAAAUAGUGAAGGUUGAAGAAGAAUUAAUUUAAAAUAGAACUUAAUAAUAAUAAUAAUAUUCAUAAUAAUAAUAUUAAUAAUAUGCACCAAUCAAUCAUCCUUUUUCAAUAUUACUACAACAAAAAUUGUAAGAAUAAAUCUUGUAGUAUUAUUUUAUCUAAUAGUAGCUAAUGCUACUCUAAAAGCCCCCUUCUGUGUGA
This is a messenger RNA of Paramecium pentaurelia, 1623 nucleotides long. NCBI's taxonomy places the organism in Eukaryota, Ciliophora, Oligohymenophorea, Peniculida, Parameciidae. The record is from the annotation of a GenBank genome assembly.